UUUUUUACCACUCUUAAAUAGAAGAAACCCAUACAUUUAAAUGAUCGUCAUUGCCAAAGAAGAAUAUUAUGAGGUUUUGUGGCGUUAUUUUUGAUCGUUUGUGAUCACUGCACGUGUGUUCGCCAUCAAAAGCUAACGGCGAAAACUUGGCUGAAUUAGAAGGAACCUCUUCACUUCAAGGUGAGCUGAAAUAGUCCAGUUUCCUCUCGAUCGAUCGGGAAUUUGCAAAUUUUUCAGAUUUUCGCAGCUUGUCAUUUCUGACCUAGUCAAACGUUAUUUAUUAGAUGUUCCCUCAUUCGUUCAGUAGCAUUAUAUAUGUCAGGUAGUUUUACUUGCUAUUUGAUAUGAAUGUUCAAUUCGCCCUCAGGUUUCUUAGUUUCCCUUCCAGUGCAAUGACUUUCAAUGUGAUCCAUUUUUUAAUCGAUCAGAACCUACGUCGUCCAAAAUUUACACGAUCUAGUUGUUAUUUGCUCAUUAUGUAUUUUUUUUAAGUUAUUUCUUUGAAGCGGCACCUGAAGUUUCCUCAAUGGACGAUCUCACGCAAGAACAGCAAGAGAUUUUAGACAAACAAGAGAUUUCAGUGUAGAAAAAGCAGAAUUCAUGCUGAGAGAGAGCAUGAAUGUACGCAGGCAGAUGAAGCUUGACACUUUGGUGGAAACCUACAAAGUUCCAGAAGUAUUGUCAAAAUAUUAUCCAGGAGGGCACUUUGGUUUUGAUAGAGAGGGCACUCCAGUUUUCAUUGAUCCAAUUGGACAAAUUGACUUUAGAGGGUUGCUGGCUUCUGUAAAGAAAAAUGAAAUUAUCAGAUUCAAAGCUUACUUAGCUGAAUACACACUGUUCCUAUCCAGGCAACAAUCUUCCAAGCUUGGUAAACACAUUGAUCAGGUUGUGAUGGUGAUGGACAUGGAGGGACUUGGACUGAAACAUCUUUGGAGGCCAGGUGUGACGCUUUUCAAUAAAAUUACAGCAUUUUAUGAAGAUAACUACCCAGAAAUGAUGAAGAAUAUUCUUGUCAUUAAUGCACCUAGGAUAUUCCCAAUAGCAUAUGCUUUAGUAAAACCAUUUCUUAAUGAAGUGACAAGAAACAAAGUAAAAAUACUGGGAGUAGAUUGGAAAACUGAGCUUCUGGAGUAUAUUGAUGAAGACAAUCUGCCAGAAUAUUAUGGAGGCACCUGCAAAGAUCCUGAUGGAGAUCCAUUGUGCAGAUCAAAGAUAUGUUAUGGUGGUGACGUACCAGAAUCUUAUUACUGUAAAGAUUGUGACAAACCUGAUACCUGGACAGAUGAACAGAUGUAUGAAGUUGGAUGUGUCAAGCGAGGAACUGCUCUGAAACUAAGCUUUGAAGUUGAUGCACCAGGCAGUAUUCUAAGUUGGCAGUACAAGUCUGUGGACCAUGACAUUGGAUUUGGUGUCUUCUAUUCAGAAAAAGGCAGUAAACAUUCCAAAGAUUUGGAAGAAAAGAUUCCAACAGAGAGACGGAACUGUCACUUGGUUCAAGAGGAAGGUUCUCUUCUCUGUGAGAAACCAGGCAUUUAUAUUCUUCGUUUUGAUAAUUCAUACAGUUGGACACGAAACAAAAAGAUUUUCUACAAUGUGACAAUUGUCUAUCCGUUGAAAGAUUCAAACGGACAUGUGGAUGUAUCUUGAUUAACUCAGAAUUCCAAGAUUUAUCAUAAAACAUUGUAAAUCAGCAGUUUGUGGAAACAUUUUACGGACUGAGGUUCAACGGGCCGUGAAGAGUUGCUCAGUUUAUCGCUUUUACUCAAAGCUGUGAGACUCAGCAGAUAAAUACCACAGCUAUUUAUAUACUUUUAAAUUUUCCUUGGUUUAUGGUAUAGAAAAUGUUGUCGUUCAUCGUAAUUUUGUAGAUAAAUGAACGCUUAAUCGUUCGUCUCGUAAUGUAGAGUAAAACGUUGAUAUAUUUCCUAGGUUUAUCUAUGCAUGUAAAUAUUUAUUUAUUGAAUUAUUUAUUUGUUUCUCUACUUAUCUAUUUAUUUAAAUACCCUACCACUCGCUCCAUACUGGAUCAAAACUACGAAAGAAAAUUAAUGCUGACAUGAUUACCAUUUACGAAAUUUUAAACGAUCGGAAAAGUUCAACAAGAAUUCGUGCAUGUGAUCAAUUUUGAAAUUUUGGCAAAGAGGCAACGUCCAAUUUCCCGUAUUUGCGAACAAAGCCGGCCAAGUUGUGAUUCUGAGAGCAUUAAAAAAUUUCGAGUAGCUAAUAUACCUUGUACCAUUGGUGCGUGAUAUUUUCGUUUAUUUAAUUCUAGAAAAGGAUAACAAAUUUACAAAUGUGUAGUAUCGAGCAACUGUAUCAGUUGUUUAUAUUUAUUUAUCUAUUUAUUUAAGAAAUUUUUACCUUCUUUGAAUCAUAGAUUGUAGUGUAACUUUUAGAAAGUUAACUUUUAAUAAAAGUAGCUUUAAAAGUGAAUUUGAUGAGGCGG
Messenger RNA from Pocillopora damicornis (cauliflower coral), 2446 nucleotides. Its product is annotated as SEC14-like protein 2. NCBI's taxonomy places the organism in Eukaryota, Metazoa, Cnidaria, Anthozoa, Scleractinia, Pocilloporidae. Gene Ontology annotation, cellular component: cytoplasm. The record is from RefSeq and is a predicted model, not a curated record.